UAAUUGUAAACGGCUUCGCGUAUUCAAAUUUACUGUGCGUGGUUGUUCUGCUGCGCUUUUGAAUAAUUUCUUGGAUUCGCAAGAAGAUGGUUAUCUUGAAGAACUUUGCAUCAAGAUUACCAUGGCUCCUAGAACAUUAUUGGCUGGCUUGACACCAUCUGUUGUUGCAAAAAUUACUGAUUUACGUAUAAAUGGACUUCAUAUUGAUCAUGCGAUGGAUAAUUUAAGAUUUCGGAAACUCCAAUCUUUGGACUUGAGUGAUUGCCAUAGUGUUGAUGAAAAAACAUUCAAUGCGUUGGAAUUUGGUCAGAUGAUAACUGAAAUCAACCUUUCGGAAACAAAAGUAUCAGAAGAAGCCAUAGUAGCACUUGCUACUCAUUGCAAACAUAAUCUUAGAAAAUUGAUUAUGUUGCCAUGUGGUGCUGCUGAUUCUGUUGAACAAGGUAUCAAAGCACUCGCGACUCAUUGCCCUAAUCUCAUAGAAUUCAGGUUGGAUGUAAUUCGUGUUGAGAUAAGAGCUAUAAUGGAGUUAGUUCAAUCGUGUAAAAAGUUGCAAAUUUUAGUUCUUGGUGGAGUUGAUGUAAAUAAUGAAGACUCUUUACUUGAUGAACUUAUGCACUCCAUUCGUGUUAACAUCGGAGAAUCCAUAUGUGCUCUUGAUGUGAGAGAAUGGACUAUAAGUGACCAGGCCGUGAUUGAUUUGGUCAGUGCCUGCCAUAAUUUGAACAAACUGGUUCUAAGAUAUUGUCGUAAUGUUAAUGAUGAUUGCAUAACGAAAAUCUGUCAACACCUUGCUGGAACACUUAGACACCUUGAUGUGGCCAAUUGUCCUCUGGUAACUCCAAAUGGAAUUGUAACUGCUGAAGAAGAAUUAGUGAAUUGCAGAAUAAUUCAUGCUUCUAGACUAUUACUAUAA
Dentiscutata heterogama is the source of this 916-nucleotide messenger RNA. The record is from the annotation of a GenBank genome assembly. Lineage: Eukaryota; Fungi; Glomeromycota; Glomeromycetes; Diversisporales; Gigasporaceae.